This is a messenger RNA of Gastrolobium bilobum, 894 nucleotides long. RefSeq lists its product as uncharacterized. The record is from RefSeq and is a predicted model, not a curated record. Gene Ontology annotation, biological process: DNA replication; DNA strand elongation involved in mitotic DNA replication. Lineage: Eukaryota; Viridiplantae; Streptophyta; Magnoliopsida; Fabales; Fabaceae. The transcript is spliced from 7 exons. Bases 199 to 798 code for a protein of 199 amino acids. Gene Ontology annotation, cellular component: GINS complex.
UUUGCUUAUAUUAUGAGGUUAAAUUUUGAUUUUAAAGAUUAUUAUAACUAAUUUUUUUUUGCCAGAAUUACCUACACGUGGAAGCAUGCUAGCUGGUGGACUUAAGUUUUUAGAUGCUGGAAGCCUGCUAUCUGUCGUUCUGAACUCGUCACCGUAAUCCCUUGGGUGAAAUUCGUCAUCUGUUUUAAGAUUCGCAACAUGUAUGGGAGAAAAGCUUGCCAACUUGUGAAAGAAUUUGCAAGCGGAGAAAAGGGCCAGCUCUCGCCAUUCAAUAGUGACUUGUUUGAACAAGUAGUUGCAGAAUGCAGUCAACAUCAUCUUGAGCUUCAGUCCUUGAUAAGGAAGAUACAGGAAGAAGGUUUGGAUGUCCAAACGGCUAGAAAUGCAGAUCACCAUGGAGCCCUCAUCCACCAUCUUUCUUUAGUCCGAAAUAAACGUUGCCUUAUGGCCUAUGUGUAUAAUCGAGCAGAAAUCAUACGCAGCUUGUUAUGGAAGGUAGGACAUGUGCUUCCUCAAGAAAUUGAAGAGAAGCUUAGUCAUUCGGAGGAAGAGUAUUUCAAGAAGCACUCUGCAGCAUUGAAAUCUUAUAUGUCAAAAUUGCUAGUUGAUCUGACUGUGGAUAUGGUACCGCCAAAAGAUCCUUACAUCCAAGUAAGGGUCCUGGAUGAUAUAGGAGAAGGCAUUGUGCUUAGUGAUGAUAAGACUGCCAAUUUUUCCCGCCAUUCAAUGCACUUUCUGAAGCGAACUGAUGCGGAGCAAUUCAUCGCACGGGGCUUAAUGGAGGAGCUUAUAGGUUGACCUGCUUGGCUUUUACCUGGAAGAAAUCUAGAUGAGAAUACUAUUGGUGAACUUGAUACUAAUUAUGUUAAAUUAUUUUUCAUAUAUGUUAAUGAC